GCCUUGUCGGUACUCGCAACCGGAUGAAGGAGCAGAAGGACCACAUGAUUCUCAUGUCGAAAACCAUAAGCACAGCUGAAAUAUUUGAUGCUGAGUUUCCUUUUUCCUCACGCAUGUGGCGUAGCCAAGCGCGCGGAGGGAAGCGGCGACUUAAGUAAACGCAAGUUCUUUUCAGUAUUUUUUCUACGUCGUAAGUUGAAUCGCACCUACUCCUGAAAGAUGGCUUUAACAGGCGCCCCCACUUCAGGCACGGGCCCGAACGGCGGCGGUGCUCGUAAGCCUCCUGCUUCGUUUCAUGCGAAUGCUAGAACGUUGGACGCGCCGGAUUUGCUACUCAAGUUUGACAUGGAGCAGAUUUACCAUCGAACGUCCGGUACCCCACUGCGUUUUCCGACCUGGUUUGCGACCAUGAGUGAGGGGGCGAAGCAAAUCGAAAUGAACCAGGGCUGUUCCGGCUACGGCUACAGCAUUUUCCAGCAGCAGAACGGCACGGUCGAGUACUUCAAGCCGCUGAAUGCGAAGGAGAAGGAAAUUUUGUUCCGCGAGCGGCCAGUUGUAGGGGUUGGGCCACAAUUAACGGAGGGCGUCGAACACAAAGGAGGAGAUGUCGCUGGUGGUGCUGGACCGGUAAAUCUAUUUUAGUUCUUUGGUGUUUCUAACUUCAUUUGAUAGCGGUUUUCAACUCGGAAUCGUACUUAAAGAAACUCCUGCUGACAGGGCAUUGGUUGCGAGAAGUCUUAUUGUUAUUACACCGAGUAGUAGUGGCGCAAACAGGAUUUUCAUUUUUAUUUUCUGCUUGAGAAUACACAAUGAAUUUCAAUUGCAUGGUAUUGUCACAGGACUCCUCUCGUCCAUCUGCAUCUUCGGAGGCCAAAAAGGAGAACCUCUUUUCCUUGCAGGACAAGAUCAACCAGCCGACGAGCAAAAACGUCCCCUUCAUUCCUCCGCUGAGUCUGACCCAAGUGCAAACUGACUCGAACACGCAGACAGCGACGGCCGCCGGAGCCGAAGCCACCGCGGCGCCGCGACCUUCGAGUAAGACCACGCCCUUCGUUCCGCCACUGAGGCUUGAUCAGGUGAAGGAGGGGACAAGCGUAGCGCCUGUUGCAAAACAAGCCAAAGCCAAGGCAAAAAACAGUGCGAAACCCGGCGCGAAGGGAAAGGAUGCAACGAAGAAUGUCCAGUCCGAAAUCCCUGAACACAUGGACGUGCUACGGCAUGAUCAUUUCAGGACCCGGCUCACAGAGCUGAGAAUGAAGAACCAGCAGGUGAAAAAUGCCAAGGCGGAGACCAAAGCGAAGCGCGAGGCCGAGGAAGCCACCAAGUUGCGGCGCCAGGCCGAGCGCACUUUUGGCCCGGCCUGCAUCUCCAACCCGGAGGCGGGGACGAUUCUUGCGGGCAUCGAAAACAGCAUCGACUUGAACCCCAGCGAGAAGCAGCAGCUCCAGCAGCUGCAGGUGAAGCACCUAUGCGAGAAAAAGAAGCUGUUUCGCGCGCAAAAGUUCAUCCCGAUGGAAUUCCGCGACUUUCUGCAGGAGAUUUCCAAGAAGGGGGAGAAGUUCGACCAGUUCUAUUGCUUUUGGAAGAAUUUCAUCACGACCAACAAGGCCUACAUCAAUUUCAGCAACUACGACUGGAACAAAACCCACGACAACAUCAACUUCGACCCGAAACACCAAAACGACCACAUCAGUUCCCCGAAAAAAGCGAAGGAAGAAGCAGCCGUGGCUGCGAAGGCGGACGGAAAUGGGGUAAAGGAUGCGUCGAACAAGGGCGAAAAAACUGAGGAAAAGAAAGAAGACUCCUCUACUUCAAAACCGGAAUCCAACUUCACAGAGGCGAAUUUAGCAAAAAUUCGUAACCGCCAGAACGAGUUGGGAAACGUCCUCCGCUGUGAGCGGAUGCAGCAAGGGCAGAAGUACUGGACGAAUUUGUUUCAGCCCGAGGCGGAUGGGGGCUGCGGCACCAAGACGAUCGUGUACGGCGCAGCUGCUAGUAGCAAUGGUGGACAAGCGAAGAAAAAGAACGGCGUUUCUUCUGCUAAAACUCCUGUUGCGGUCGUCUCGCCGCCGUGGUGGAGCCCGCGGCUCGAUGCGCCCCGCGCGAUCACCUGGAAGGACGAGAGCGAGAAGGAUAUCAAAUGUAAAAAUGUCUGGGUCUGGAAGAUUGCCAGGUUUGUCAUGCACAUUUUGCAUGACUCCUGAUGUCUGUGAUGCAUGCUCUAGCGUGACAGAUUUUGUGAGGGCUUCCUGAUGCCUAUACCGCAUGACAAAUGCUCUUUCCGUGUAGCAAAACUUGGACUCUCUUUGUCUUUGCUGCUCAUGCAAUACAGAUUUUUUCAGAAUCUAAAAUCAGCAUGACAAGCUGAAUUCUUCCAGACCCAGCCAUUUUUACAGUUGAUAAAGGAUGUAGAGAAGCAAAUGAAAGAACUGUUCUACUACGACGAAGCGCUGAUGACGGAGUGGUUCUGGUGGAAGCACCACCUGGAGGAGCCGGCUUCACCCGAGUUGCUGAAGACGAGUUUGGCCGAAGUGGCGAAAAACAAAGCGGCUGCGGCGGCAUUGAGUGCCCAAUCCCAAGCGCAAGCGGUUACGGUGCUGUCCACGUCCUCUUCUGCAGUGGCGACAGACACUACCACGGCAGUGCCGGCGCCGCAAAUCGGUGGAAAACCGCCGUUGAUCCUCCCGAUGCAAAUCAAUCUUCUUCACAUGCCACCUGGCAUUACCACCCCGAACAUAUUGAACGCAGUGAGUCUCGCCGGAGUGCAAUUGCAACAGCAGCAGCCGCUUCUUCAGCUGCAAGUCCCGACAAUUUCCAGCGCAAUCGCAGCAGCUCCGGAAAACAUCAAAGUCAAAAGCAAAGAUGAAGCGGCUUCGUUAUCCUCUUCGAAAAAAGAGCUCUCUGCAUCUUCCGCGCAAAACCACGGCAAUUCUGACGCCGUCGCGCAAGCGUCGUCAACAUCGGGAUUGAUGCAAAACAGCACGGCUGGCGAAGGAGCGGAGACUACAACUGCAAACAAGGGCUCGAAAGAAAAAACUUCGUCUUCCGACACUGGAGCUCAAAGCAAAGUUGAUUUGCAUAUCAAGACCACAGAAGAUGCAGCAGCAGCUCCUGGAUUAGCACCGGGGGCCGAGCAGGAACAAGAACCGUCGAAGAACCUUAUUAACAACCCCGAUUUCCGCGACGGCACUCCGGACGCUGGUCCCGUCGUGACUCAGAACAUCUUUUCUUCCUCUUCCCUUGGCGCUCCGCCGCAGCGCAAGCCGAAUCCCGACGCUUUCAAAGUCUCGACUGAAGACAAACCCGCGGGGGACCACAUAGAGUUUCGGCACCCGAGCGGUGUGCCAGUGAAGGAGCCAGGUAGUUUUCGUCCGAACUACGAUCUGGCGAAAAAAAUCCGGUACAUCGACGAAAUCGAGUACGAUGAUAUUUUUCUCGGCAACGAAAACUAUGCAGAGGACGAUGACGAGGACACGGAGACUCUGCAAAAGACACAACCAGAACUGCAUCUCGAAGGCCGUGUUGAAGUGAAGAUGUCGCCCAUGAGGGGCAUCAAAGAAGUCGGCGACGUUUUCCACUUUGGUGACGGUCUCGGUGCUAUGGAAAAGAAUGCAGGAGCAUUCUACAAAGGGGACAAAAUUAUUGCGCAGAGUGUUCCGCAUCCUCCGCGUCUGGGGAUCACCAAUCUGAAAUUGCCAAUCCCUGGUGGUGACGCCGCCGGAACAAACAACCGAGGACCACACGUCAACAACAUCGGAGCCGCUACCCCAAGCACACCAGCAACCAAUGGUCGCCAGUCAGUGUUUCAGCUGAAAAACCUUUACUACGAGUUGCCAACAUCUACCGUGGGAGGCUUACUUUCCCCCUCCCCAGCCAAAUCAUCCGCCGCACCUUUGCUCCGGAGUUCGAUCAGUGCGAAAAAUUUGAAUUUCGAGCCGCCGCGGUUCGGGGGUUCUUUGCUGAGAAACGGUAGCUUGGCCGGUUGUUCUCCGCUGCGUGAACGACGAAGCACUUUUCACGUCGGAACCCCUGGUGUCGCCGGCUUGGCGUCUUCGUCCUCCUUGCGCUCGCCAUUCCAGCAAUUUCGGAAUGAUCUUUCCACGAGCAAUAAACGCUGCGCCUUCACACCGGCUUCGCGUUCGCGGGGGGUCUUUAACGGUGCAGCUGGUGCUCCCAGUAGCGGUUUCUCUCCUGCCCCCGCAGCAGGACUUCAAUCGACAGCAGGGAACCAGACCAACGUCGGGCACAAUAUCAACCGCCUCAACGACCAGCAGCAAAAUCUCUCCUUCAUGUCUGUUAGUCCGGAAAAGAAAGUUGCGGCAGGUGAUGCCUUGGCAUCGUCGGAAACAUCCUCUGCCUGGUGGUCGGGUUUCAGUCCGGCGCCGCGGGUUGUGAAAACCGGGAAGCAGAACGAAAAUCAAGCUGUUGUGUUUGUUGGAGCUCCAGUUGGAAAUACCACCACCAACAAAAAAGAAGACGGCGUUGGAAGCAACAUGGCUGGUUGCGCCAAUAUUGCAGGAGCGUCCACGUGCGGCCCGCAGUCAACAGCCGCGGCUCCGCAAACCACCAAUCAGGUUCUGGGUCCCUGUCCGGGGCGAAAAGCGAAGCACCUGCAGCCGCCGCCGGUGCCGAAGCUAGCGGCGCAAGGCGCAGCUGGGCCGGAGAAACAGGUGAGAGAGCUCCUUGCGGAUGGGAGCAAGAAUGUUUCGACAGCUGCUGCAGGGGAGUCGUCGGCCCCGUCACUGAUUCCAUCGAAGAAUGUGGAUGCGACUUCCAUCUCCACACCCAGGUCGGACAUGGCGAUAGUGUAGACGGGAGAUGAAAACAAGACGAAAAAAGUCUAGGACGUGUCAGCCUAGAAUGUUGCGGGAACGAGAAAUGAGCACAAAAAAGUGAAAUAGACGUCAAGUACGAGCACGACUUUCACUUUCAUCCGGUGUCUUGAUCGACGUACUUACUUAUGUAUUUACGUACUCGAUGAAAAUAAACGAGUUGCAGUGUCAGGACGUAACCUGAGAAGUUACGUAGUUUUUCGUUAUACUUUCUUUCACUUUCGUUCUCGAGCGAGAUUGUCUGCCCAUAUCGUUUCGCGUUUUUUAUACAACUUGAUAGGAUUUUUAUCACAACACUCUUCUGCGAAUGAACAUGUACAAAACGAAUUUAUUCGGCUUGUUCCGAAAUAGUUACGUUUCUAACCAGCACUUUGCUCAGCAAUUAUGAACGUUGAAUUAUCAGUUGCAGUCAGACGGCGACGUGGACGUCGACGCACCACGAAUAGUUUUCUCCAGGCAAUACAACAUCUACUGAAAAACAAAAGCAGCUAUUAUAGCGAUUUUGAAACUACCACAGGAUCUUCUAUCUCGUCCUCUUGCAGCUUUCCUUGACAGAUCAAAGCGCACGGCGGACAUUAUCACUUGUUUCUUGAUGAAGAGCAAGAGGCUCGGUUUAAUUUGAGACAAACUAGGACGACGCUUUUAUAGAUAUUUGGACAGAGUAGAGUCUUCGCAAAAAUAAUCGCAGCCUUACGCUUACAGUUUGUGUUUCUAGCUAGCAGUGUUAAAGUUUCUGAAUGUAUUGCGUCAAACCAUGUAUAAUAUGAAUUCAACGGAAAUUUAGGGAUUUCGUUUGUUCUGAUUCUUGGCACAUCGAGCAAUACGAUGUUAUGACGAGCAAAAAUGCAACAAAUUGAAAUUGUACACCA
Messenger RNA from Amoebophrya sp. A120, 5701 nucleotides. The record is from the annotation of a GenBank genome assembly. Lineage: Eukaryota; Dinophyceae; Syndiniales; Amoebophryaceae.